Molecule: messenger RNA, 6419 nt
Organism: Anoplophora glabripennis (Asian longhorned beetle)
Lineage: Eukaryota; Metazoa; Arthropoda; Insecta; Coleoptera; Cerambycidae
Product: fatty acid synthase-like
Exons: 24
Coding region: 12-6419 (2135 amino acids)
Biological process (GO): fatty acid biosynthetic process
Molecular function (GO): oxidoreductase activity; fatty acid synthase activity
Source: RefSeq, a predicted model, not a curated record
ACAGCAUCGACAUGGAAAUCGUUCCCGACGACGUCGUUAUUUCCGGAAUUGGAGGCUACUUCCCUAAAGCGUUAAAUAUAGAAGAAUUCAAGCAGAGGUUGUUUAGUAAUGAGGUUCUACUGGAAGCUAGAUGGCCAGAAGGGGAAAGAGGGGUAUGCAACAAAACCGGUAUCAUCCCUUCGGCGUAUUUCGACAACUCCUAUUUCGGCAUUCAUCGUCAGCAAUGUACCUUUAUGGACCCCAUGCAACGUUUGGUGAUGGAAAGAACUUUCGAGGCUUUAAUCGACGCUGGUGUUAACCCGGCGGAAAUCAGAGGGAGAAGGGUCGGAGUGUUUAUAGGGUCAGCUAUUGGAGAAAACGAUAACUUGUUCUUGGAGUCUGUGGUGAGCGGUUUUGGUGUGACUGGACACUCCAGGGCUAUGAUGCCCAAUCGCCUUUCUUACUGGCUGAAUUUGAAAGGUCCUAGCGUGGCAUAUGACAGCAACUGGGUAGGAGGUAUCGAGGUCCUUCGUUUAGCGUACUCGGCCAUAAAAACUGGCCAGUGCGAAUCAGUCAUCAUAGGAACGGCCAAUUUGGCACUAAACUCCGAGUUCCAAUGGAUCUACAACGACAUGGGACUGUUGUCCUCAGACGGAAGCACUAGAGCUUUUGACGCUGACGCUAGUGGGUAUGGAAGGAGCGACGGUAUCGUAGUCAUGUACAUCCAAAGAUCGUCUGAAGCUAGAAGAUCAUAUGCCAGUGUGCUAAGAGCAGCCACUCAGUUCGACGGAAACAGGAAAGGGGACCUUCUUACGAUAGACCCAGACAACAUGGCUGAAUUUCUGGAGGAAUUUUACCAAAAAUGCACUGUAAAGCCUGAAGAGGUGGAUCUCAUCGAGACCUACGGAUGCGCUCUUAAGGAAACUGAUAGGAAAGAACUUCUAGCCCUGGAGAAAGUCUACUGCAAAAACCGCAAGGCCCCGCUUCAAAUAGGCUCGGUGAAAACAAUCACAGGACACAGCGAAGCUUCUGCCUCGUUAUUCUCCAUCGUAAAGCUCAUCAUCGCAAUGGAAACAGAAACCAUACCUGCGCAUUUGCAAUUCAAGACGCCCAAUCCGGAUAUACCCGCAUUGCACAACGGGAACAUGGAGGUGGUCACCUACAACAAGAAAUGGGACCCCAAAUACGCAGCAGUUAACGCCAUAGGUAUAGAUUCUUACUAUGGACACGCGCUACUGAAGGCAAACCAGAAAAAGAAGAACCUCAAGGAAUGGCCCAUUCCGCCUCUGAUCAUCGCUUCGACCAGGACCCAAGAAGGCAUAGACCAACUUUUGGAAACAGUAAAAUCCAAGCCUAAGGAUCCAGAAUACUACCAACUGAUUCAAGACGUGUUCGCGAAACCAAUUCUGGGACAUCUUUACCGAGGAUACGCAGUUUUAGGACAGGAUGUUAAACAAGAAACCGAGUAUCACAUGGGAAAUAAGCGACAAAUCUGGUUCGUUUAUUCUGGUAUGGGAAGCCAAUGGUGCGGCAUGCUCAGCGAUUUUAUGAAAAUAGAAGUAUUUGCCAAAUCAAUUCAAAACUCUCAACGAAUCCUGGAGAAAAAGGGAGUGGAUUUAAUGAAAAUAAUCACUACCUCAGAUAAAACUAUUUUCGACAAUAUUCUGCAUUGCUUUGUCGGCAUUGCUGCUAUACAGAUCGCGCUUACUGACGUACUAAGAGCUAUUGGAAUAGAACCCGACGGUAUUAUUGGGCACUCCGUAGGCGAAUUAGGUUGUGCCUACGCAGACGGCUGUAUGACGGCCGAACAAAUGAUUCUCUCUGCUUAUUCCAGAGGAAGAGCUUCAAUAGAAGUCUCCCUUAUAAAAGGAAUGAUGGCCGCUAUAGGACUUGGAUACCACCAAAUCAAGGACAGACUCCCUCCGACUGUCGAGGUUGCAUGCCGCAAUGGGCCGGACAGUUGUACCAUAUCCGGUCCCACAGAAGACAUGGAAAAGUUCGUUAAGCAACUCCAAGACGAAGGCGUGUUUGCUCGUCUGGUUAAUGUAGCCAAUAUCGCUUAUCACAGCCGUUAUAUCAAACCCGCCGCUCCCCUCUUGCUUAAAUACUUAAAGGACGUUCUUCCUGAACCAGUCGCCAGGUCCUCAAAAUGGGUAAGCACUUCUAAUAUGGAAGAGAACUGGAAUACGGACUUGGCAAAGCAUUCCUCCGCUGAAUACCACACUAAUAACUUACUCAGCGCCGUGUUAUUCGAAGAAGGUUGUAAACACAUCCCUAAAGAUUCCAUACUUAUUGAGAUCGCUCCACACGGGCUCCUACAGGCUAUACUGAAACGGUCCGUAAAACAUUCUACGAACAUACCUCUCACUCAAAGAGGUAGUAAGAGUGGGGUCGACUUUUUGCUUCAGAGCUUAGGAAAAAUGUACUUGGCUGGUUUGGACUUGAACGUUUCAAAUCUUUAUCCUAAAUGUGAGUACCCUGUAAGUAGAGGUACUGCACAUUUGGGCGAUUUAGUACACUGGAAUCACUCCGAGACUUGGAGAACGGGUCUGGAAGACAAGCUCCACGCCCUGAUUGGUGUGAGAGAUUUAACUGUUUCUCUAAACAGCGAAGAAUUUAGGGAAUGUGUUGGGCAUAAGCUAAAUGACAACGUCGUCAUGCCAACGAGUUUCUUCUUAAGCAUCGUCUAUCAAAUUAUUGCCAACAUUACGACAGCUCGCAAGGAAAUUGUCUUUGACAAUUUGCUAUUUAAGAAAGCCUUAACAAUACCAAAAGUUGGUAGCGUGCCCCUCCAUGCUAUGGUGCAAAAAGGUAGUGGGGAGUUUGAAAUUUUAUCCGAAAACGAGAUCAUCCUGACUGGAAGAAUGACGUUUCCACAAUCCGAUGAUAAAUUUUUGUUGGAUCCCUACCCCACUGAGGUUUCUGAAGACAGCGUUCACUUAUCCGGAAACGACGUUUACAGCGAACUACAGCACAGAGGACACAAAUAUUCCGGUCCAUUCAAAGCAAUUAAAAGUCUAACCAUCGCCGAAAGAGGUUCUGUGAGCGUGGUGCAAUCGGAUAGCAAGUGGCCCAUGUUGCUCGAAGCUUUGAUCCAGCAACAACUGUUACAAGCCGGGGAGAAGACCCAAGAUGUUUUUGUGCCGAGAACUAUCCGGAAAAUCGCCAUUUCUGAAACUUUAUUCUCUGCAGAAAAGUCUGAGGUAGAUGUGGCUUACAACUACGCAACCAAAAUAGUGUCCACCCCAGGGUUACAACUCAUUAACAUGGAGAUGGUGCCUUUGGAAAUUGAAAAGAAAGCAACUCGUCUGGACUCUUUCGAAUACGCCCCCUUGUACAACAACAACUUUAAUAAAAUUGAAAAUGGUAUAAAUUUAGCUCUACAGUUGGCGCUAACUAACUUUGACGAUCCUAAUCCUAGUAGUUUGGUGAUUACAGAGUUAGAAUCGGAUAGCCUUCUAAGUGAGAAUAUAAAGAAUGUUCUGAAUGAGUACAACAACCUUUCGGCAAACGUUAGCUUGGCGUCGGGAGUAAAACAGAUAAUUGUUCAACAGUCCUACCCUUUGCUUCUCAUCUUGAAUGAUGUCGCUGGGGAAGACGUUUUAAAACUCGUAGCUUUAUCCCACGCUUUUCUCCUAACCAAGACAGAUAAAGCCUUAUUAUCACAACCCGAAAUAAUUCAAGUCGGUCAAUUUAACGUGAAUAAUACGAGCUACUCUAUUCUACGAAGGGUCAACACUUCCCCGGUAUCCGUUAUAAACGUAAAAGGAGACACAUUGAGCGUUAAAGACCUCAAACGUUCCUCUGUUUCAUGGGCAACCGAACUGUUUUCAGCUCUAUCUGAAGCCAAAACAAAACAAAAAAACGUUUUUCUGAUUUCAUCCAUUGUUCCUGUAGAAGGUUUCAACAAUUUUGUACAAGAAUUGCGAUCGUUGCCCGACAGUCAGUCGCUUCGAAUAGUCUUCAAUUUAGACAAAAAAACUGGCGAUUUCAGCCCCAUAUUCAAACAGAAUCUCACUCUUACAAUAAUAAAGGAUGGAAUUUUCCACGCAUUUGUACCCAUCGCCGUCAAAUUCAAAGAGAACAUCGUCCAGGAUCAACUAACCAACAACAUAAUAAAAAAUACUACCGUUAACUUUAUAAGUGUUAACUUGAAGGACGAAACCAUUAACCCGGCCUUACCAAAACGCAACGAGGUCGGAAAUAUCGAUUAUUCCGGAGUUACUAAUACCGGACAACCGGUUAUGGGUUUGGCGCGAUUGGACAAGGACAACAACAAACUGGUUCCCGAUCCAAUUUUUACUUGGGAUCUACCGGACCAUCUUACCCUGGAAGAUGGUGCCAGCAUACCCCAUGCGUAUGUAUCUGCGUACUAUAUGCUGAUGAUUAAAGCACGGCUACAACAUGGAGAUACAGUCCUGAUCCACGCUGGAUGUUCUCCGGUGGGUCUAGCAGCGAUAUCAAUCGCGCAGUCCUACGGUUGUAAGGUAUUCACAACAGUAUCAGAGGAGUACCAGCGGGCACAUCUCAAAAAGAAGUUUUCAUUCUUGAGGGACUUCGAUAUAUUCUCAUCAGAAAACUCCAGCUUCGAACCACAAAUCAAGACUGCUACUGGAGGCAGAGGGGCCGAAGUAAUACUGAACUGCGUCUCGGGAAGUCUUCUCCAAAACUCACUAGCUUGUAUAGCUGAUUAUGGGAGAUUCAUCCAGUAUGGAAAAUAUGACUUGGAAGAAGGCAACACUUUCGGAUUGUACUGUUUCCUCAGAAACACCUCUUUCUACGCCGUGGAUUUAGAAAACGUUUUCUACCAAGCCAAAGAGGUUAAAGAGGAUAUUAGGAAGUGGAUGAUCCAAGGACUGGAGGAGCUUGUUGUAAGACCCUUACAUAGGGAAAUCGUAGCUGAUCAAAACAUCGAGAAUAUCCUUAGCACCAUCAAGAAAAGUAGUAACAUCGGUAAAGUGUUGAUCAGUAUCGACAACACUUUAAGCAUAAACAAGUUGAAUGUGAAGAAACCAAACAAAUUCAUUUGCGAUUCCAAGAGUUCCUACUUGAUUUACGGCGGAACAGCUGAAAACUGGACUGACAUAGCCGAAUGGCUGGUGCUCAGAGGAGCUCGAAAAAUAGUCGUUUCCUCCGAUUCUAAACCCCAACAGAACCACAUCAAUCGCCGCUUAUCACUCCUGCAGGCCUACUACGGCGCCGACAUUAUAACAGCUCCGAACAAAGCUUACACCAAAGACGGCGCUGCUGAGUUACUAUCGGAAGUUUACUUCCUAGGAGCAAUCCAGGGAGUGUUCCUGUUGCCAAACAAAUCUACCGUAUCCAAAAGCAGUGACAUUAAACCUGUGCAAUACAUCGACAAUGCUUUGAGAACAACAGCACCAAAAGCUUUGUUUGUCAAUUUUAUCAACUCAGCUGGGGGAAUAUGCCAGGUUAGAGCAGAUGCAGGAUUCUCUACUUACAACAUCCAAUGGGACAAGGACAUGACCAUCCACGAGGCUAUUUCUGGUUUGGAUGACAUAUUGAGAUGUAAGGUAAAGAACGUCUUCAUAAAGAGCGACAAAUCUACGGACAGCAAGCAGGAGAGCAGUCAGGAUCUAUUCAAAAAACUGAGCCAGAUGCUGCCAACACCUCCUGAUAUAAUAAGAGAUCAGAAAUACGCGUCUAAAGAACCAACUUUGGUUCAAAUAGUUACCGAAGGACCAAGGGAAAUACGAGAACUGGCGCCGGUAUUCGUGAUCCCAGGAUUGGCUGGACGAAAGGAAUUGGAUGAGAUGGCCAUGACCUUGUUGUAUCCCACGUUCCUCGCUGUCUUGCCAUCGACGCCUUGGUCAAUUAAAGACAUGGCAGUCGCCUAUGUGGAGAAAAUGCGCGAGAUAUGGCCUAAAGGCCCCUACAACAUAAUCUCUUUGUCAUGGGGAGGAGCACUAACUAUAGAAAUAGCAAGGAUACUGCACAGAUCCAAGGCCAGUAUUCAUUUAUACCUUAUCGACAGCGCUCCCAUUACCAUACAGGCUACCACCAAACACUUAGGAGAAGACGAAGUGGAGAGGGAGGUUAACCUUUUGAGCAGAGUACUGAAAAUUAACGACGUUAAGGUUCUCAAUGAUCUCAAGCAAUAUCCGAAUUAUGAGUCUAGGAUAAAGAAAUGUUUAGAGAAUUUCGAAGGACAGGAAAAACACAAAAACUUCCUUAGGGAAGGACUAGUCAAUCUGAAGGCUCGCGUGGAAGAUGCAUCUGGUUUCCAACCCACCGAGGAAUUGGUUUCUGGCAGCGUUCAUCUUAUAAGGCCUGGGGAUUCAAAUAAAUAUGACAACUGCGGGCUAACACUGUUCUGCAGCCAGACACCGCAAAUAGUGUUAGUCAACGGAGACCAUUUGAGCAUCAUCGGGAGCACCGAGACGACAGACUAUAUCAACAAGACUCAUCAACUGAUAUAA